GUCCCCCCUGCUCUUUCCCCCCCACCCCCCGGCGCCCCCCCGCCUCCGCGCCCGCUCCCCGCCCCUCUGCCCCCGCCCGCGACAGCCGGGAGCCGCGCGCGGGCCCGCGGAGACCAUGUCCUGACUGAGAGGAGAGGGCGGAGGCGGCGCGGGGGGGAGGCGGAGAGGGGCCGGGCUCGGCUCGUCGCCGCGGGCUGCUCGGUAGUCGCCGCCGCCGCCGCCGCCGCCGCCGGGCGCCGAGGACUGGACGUGGAGGAGAAGCAGGAGCUGGAGGAGGAGCCGCCGCCGCCAGGUAAAAAUGCAACUGAAGCACAAAAAAGAUUUGUGCAGUGUACGGAGAAGGCGCUGUGACAGAUCGAGUGUGUCAGAAGAGGUCUGCGAAGGUUCAUGCUGGAGAGUCCUCGCUGGACGAUGCUCCACAGUCGGGUAGACCAGUUGAAGUUGAUAGCGAUCACACCGAGACAUUAAUUGAGAACAGUCAAGGUUACGUCAUGUGGGAGAGAGCUGACAUAAAAUAUCCAAAUCAAUGAAGUUAAUGAGUGAAGAUGAAAAAUGUGUCUUUUAUGGAAAAAACCAUGCCAACUUUUGGGCCAACCCCGUAUAUUGGGUAACAGUGCUUUAUCAGCUUCCUGCUUGACAUAACUCACUUCAAGAAGUGCACAAUGUCAGAACGUGGAAUUAAGUGGGCUUGUGAAUAUUGUACGUAUGAAAACUGGCCAUCUGCAAUCAAGUGUACUAUGUGUCGUGCCCAAAGACCUAGUGGAACUAUUAUUACAGAAGAUCCAUUUAAAAGUGGUUCAAGUGAUGUUGGUCGAGAUUGGGAUCCUUCUAGCACUGAAGGAGGAAGUAGUCCUUUGAUAUGCCCAGACUCCAGUGCAAGGCCAAGGGUUAAGUCUUCGUACAGCAUGGAAAAUGCAAAUAAGUGGUCGUGCCACAUGUGCACAUAUUUGAACUGGCCAAGAGCAAUCAGAUGUACCCAGUGCUUAUCCCAACGUAGGACCAGGAGUCCCACAGAAUCUCCUCAAUCCUCAGGAUCUGGUUCAAGACCAGUUGCUUUUUCUGUUGAUCCUUGCGAGGAAUACAAUGACAGAAAUAAACUGAACACAAGGACCCAGCAUUGGACUUGUUCUAUUUGCACAUAUGAAAACUGGGCCAAGGCUAAAAAAUGUGUUGUUUGUGAUCACCCCAGACCUAACAAUAUUGAAGCAAUAGAGUUGGCAGAGACUGACGAGGCUUCUUCAAUAAUAAAUGAGCAAGACAGAGCUCGAUGGAGGGGAAGCUGCAGCAGUGGUAAUAGCCAAAGAAGAUCGCCUCCUACCACGAAACGAGACUCUGAAAUGAAAAUGGAUUUUCAGAGGAUCGAAUUGGCUGGUGCUGUUGGCAGCAAGGAAGAACUUGAAGUGGACUUUAAAAAACUAAAACAAAUUAAAAACAGGAUGAAAAAGACCGAUUGGCUCUUCCUCAACGCUUGUGUGGGGGUUGUAGAAGGUGACUUAGCUGCUAUAGAAGCGUACAAGUCAUCGGGAGGGGACAUUGCUCGUCAGCUCACGGCAGAUGAGGUGCGCCUGCUGAACCGCCCUUCUGCUUUCGACGUUGGCUACACUCUGGUGCACCUGGCCAUUCGCUUCCAGAGGCAGGAUAUGCUAGCGAUACUGCUCACGGAGGUGUCUCAGCAAGCAGCAAAGUGCAUCCCAGCAAUGGUGUGUCCUGAACUGACGGAGCAGAUCCGGCGAGAGAUAGCUGCCUCCCUUCAUCAGAGAAAGGGGGACUUUGCUUGCUAUUUCCUAACUGACCUUGUAACAUUUACAUUGCCAGCAGAUAUUGAAGAUUUGCCUCCAACAGUCCAAGAAAAAUUAUUUGAUGAGGUGCUUGACAGAGAUGUUCAAAAAGAGUUAGAAGAAGAAUCUCCAAUUAUAAACUGGUCCUUGGAAUUGGCCACACGCUUGGACAGUCGACUCUACGCACUUUGGAACCGGACUGCAGGAGACUGCUUGCUUGACUCAGUGCUGCAAGCGACCUGGGGCAUCUAUGACAAGGACUCGGUGCUGCGGAAAGCCCUGCACGACAGCCUGCAUGACUGUUCUCACUGGUUUUAUACACGUUGGAAAGAUUGGGAAUCAUGGUAUUCUCAGAGCUUUGGUUUACAUUUUUCCUUGAGGGAAGAACAGUGGCAAGAAGACUGGGCAUUUAUACUCUCUCUCGCUAGCCAGCCUGGAGCAAGUUUGGAACAGACACACAUUUUUGUACUUGCACAUAUUCUUAGACGACCAAUUAUAGUUUAUGGAGUAAAGUAUUAUAAAAGUUUCCGGGGAGAAACUUUAGGAUAUACUCGGUUUCAAGGGGUGUAUUUGCCGUUGUUGUGGGAACAGAGUUUUUGUUGGAAAAGUCCCAUUGCCCUGGGCUAUACAAGAGGCCACUUCUCUGCUUUGGUUGCCAUGGAAAAUGAUGGCUACGGCAACCGAGGUGCUGGUGCUAACCUGAACACCGACGAUGACGUCACCAUCACUUUUCUGCCUCUGGUCGACAGUGAAAGGAAGCUACUCCACGUGCACUUUCUUUCUGCUCAGGAGCUCGGUAACGAGGAGCAGCAGGAGAAACUGCUCAGGGAGUGGCUCGACUGCUGCGUGACCGAGGGGGGCGUCCUCGUUGCCAUGCAGAAGAGCUCUCGGCGGCGGAACCACCCCCUGGUCACGCACAUGGUAGAAAAGUGGCUUGACCGCUACCGACAGAUCCGGCCUUGUACAUCCCUGUCUGAUGGAGAGGAAGAUGAAGACGAUGAAGACGAAUGAAAAAGCCAACAAGCAGAAGACCAAGGUAUCAGUUCUGUAGUGACCCCAAAGUUAGCGUGGUGUUCCAAGCAGCGUGCGUAGUGUGGAGCAAGCAGACCCAGCCGGACCUGCUGCGGGGGGGGGUUGUUUUCGGAUCCGUGCCCAGUGGAGGCGGCACGUCUGCCGAGCAAGGACACCGAGAACUUCGUUUGGACUAGUCUGUAAAAAACGAAUUUCGUUAAGACAGCACUCUUCCUUUCAAAUCGUAAAUCUGUCUAUAAAUGUAACGCAUGUGGUUGUGCAAGAAGUUGUGUAAUAGGAAAAGCUGUACCAGCACCUUCAUGUUACUGAGGAGUUUCCCCAGCGUGGGCACCUCCAAAGCACACGGCAGGUGGCUCCGUCCCUCUGAGGUGGGUUUUUUUAAGUAGAACCUGGCAUUAUUCUACUUGCAUCUUAAAAGAUCCAUUUUACAUCAAGUCUCACUAGAGCUCCAUAGAGAUUUGGAAACUUUUUGUACAAAUUGUCCACAGGAAAACAUAAAAAUAAAAACAAGCUUAUUUUAUUACAAAUUUAGUUCCUGUUGUGCCCAAUAAAAUCAAAUCUUUAAGGAACAAACUAAAAGGAAAUAAGAAUUUUUUGAGUGAACUUUAUAAAGAUAUCGCUCCCUUGUUUUGUUUUUGUUUUUUAAAUUUGAUACGCCCCCUCAGUAUGUAGGUAUUUGAGAGAAUGCCCUGAAUACGAGGGUUCUUCCGCCAGACUCCGGGCAGCUGUCUCCUUGGGAACAGCUUCCCUGGGCACACGGUAGGGAAGUGCUCCCGCCUGGGCGAGUGGGGUGGCAUCGGCUCCCUUGGCUCCGCUGGCAGUGCUGUGCUCCCAAACUGCCAGGCAGAGGCUCUUGGGAUUCUUACUGUGUUUUAUCAUCAACUCUGCUUUAAGCGAAUUGUGUUAGAAAGGCAUGCCUUUGCUUGGGCUUAUUGGGAGCACCAGUUCAGUACAGAAUAAAGAUUUAAAAAUGCAGAAAGGUGGUAAAAAUGCAUUGUGUUAAUGGAUUUCUCGGUGAGUAGUCUGAGAAUGUUUGCAUGUUGGUUAAUUGUGGCCAUUCUUAUUUAAAGUUAAAACUAUAAUCUUAGAUAGAAAGGCUUCAUAAGAAGUAUCUUUUGAUCACUUCAGGUAUACAUUCAGUAUGGGUAAAAAUGUCAGACCUAUCUCAGGAACACACAGGCUUGGUGUCCUGACACGCACUUUGUAGACUGUCGACAUGGCAGAGUUUGGAAAGAAGCCCCGUCCACACGCGCACACGCACACUUUUCCUUCCCUUUGAUGAAAAGGCUGUGAAAACUUAAAUAUUUGCUUCUCAUUUUCUUCUCCGUUCUGUUUAGAUGACACUGAAAUGUGCACAACCUUACAUUUGAUUUGAGUAAUUAAAAUAGCGAGCCGGCCGGGAGGUGUCCCGCCCUCAGCUCUCCCCCUCCAAGCACUUCCUCGUGAGGUGUGGCCGCCCCGACAGACCCUUCCGCUGCAUGCUGAUGCUGGCAGGAGACCCUUUGCUGUUUGAUUCCACAUAAACCCAUUGUGACAUGUUAUAAUGUAAAUAUUACUGUUCCAAGUGGUUAAUAUUUUCUCACAAGUUGACUUUCUGUGGUUUGCUUUCAUUUUGGUAAUUAAUCAAAUUCUUUUUUUUUAAAAGCAGGGUGCCUGACUACUUAGCGCGUAGCAUGUCUGUAAACCUCCCUCCAUGUGUAAGAGCGAUCCUUUCGCAGGUAGAGAUGCUAUCAUAGUUGCUGUGUAAGCAGACACGACCUUCCCAACUGAAGCAGCCAAAGGGACGUGUGAGGCAAAAGCAUCCGGGCCGGCGCCGUGGCUCACGCUGAAGUGGCGCCGCCAGAGGGCCCUGGCUGGGUGUCGGCCUGCUGAGUGGUGUUCCCCGAGGUGCCUCUAUUUAUUUAUUUAUGACCGGUGGCCCUGACCACAUCUAGGCUAACAGGUACAGCAUUCUUCCCUGUGGGAAAGACUAUAGCUUCCAUGUCCUGGGCCCAUACGCAGAUGGGCUCUGAAUGGCCUUCACAGCAGCGUGAAGGCCAGCAUUUUGGGUGAAUCAAUGCUGUGUUAAGCUCUUGAACUAUUAAACAGCCAUAUUUGUUGUCCCAAGAUAGUGUGUGUAGUCCUUCCCUAAAGGUUACAGUGUGACCAGGUGACAGACGUGUCUUUUGAUCGACUGGACAGUGAUACCCGGACUGUACGGACGCGACGGCGCUUUCUUUCGGGAGGCUGCAGUGUGGUGGUGUCUGCACUAACCACAGUCCAGGCGCACCAUGGAUUUGGACCUGCCUUUCUGGUGACUCUUAGGCUCGGUGUCCCAGACUUCGUGUGUAAAGGGAACGCUGCUCUCCCAGGCGGCGGGGGUCUCCUUGUGUGCACCUGUCGCCCCCGUGUGGGUUGCCUCUUUGACAAGUGGCUAUGAAGAUGAUGAUGAGCUUACCCUUCCACUCCUGGAGGGGUAGGCCAGCAGCCGUGAGCUCCGUUUCCACCCCCGUGCAGCGGGUUCGGGUGACCUGUCACGGCAGAGUGGCGAUGAGACCGCUGCCUUAAAAUGAGCCAUGAGGCCAGUACUUCCUGAUGCUGUAACUUCAUUUUUAAUGGCAUGAGAAGGGUGAGGAAGGGGUCAGAGGGAGAACGGCACGUGGCGCGGCUGGACUCAACUGACGCGUGCGGAUUCUGCUAGUGCAGAGGGUUCAGUGCUGGUCAAUGAGGAAGAUCCGUUGUGUCAACUUAAAUUAUUAACGUAUGGAAGUGGCUGAUGUUAUUUUGCAACAUUUCUCUGUAAAUACUGUUUUAAAAAAGGAUUUUGAGAUUCACCUUCCUGCAUUAAUGCUUGAGCCAGGUGAUUUUGCCUUUGGGUAAAUUAAAAUCAAAACUCUAAAAC
This is a messenger RNA of Pteronotus mesoamericanus, 5691 nucleotides long. RefSeq names its product zinc finger RANBP2-type containing 1 (gene ZRANB1). Lineage: Eukaryota; Metazoa; Chordata; Mammalia; Chiroptera; Mormoopidae. The coding region runs from base 663 to 2789 and encodes 708 amino acids. The record is from RefSeq and is a predicted model, not a curated record. Gene Ontology annotation, biological process: protein K29-linked deubiquitination; protein K33-linked deubiquitination; cell migration. Gene Ontology annotation, cellular component: nucleus; cytoplasm. The transcript is spliced from 11 exons. Gene Ontology annotation, molecular function: cysteine-type deubiquitinase activity; K63-linked polyubiquitin modification-dependent protein binding.